UAAUUGUAGAUUGAAGUGUCAAUGUGCAUGAGCACCUCACUUACUUCAUCUGUAAGAAGAGGACUUUUGUAGCUCUUUGGGGUGCUUCCUUUCAUCUGAGAAAGAACACACAGACAUUUUGAGGAACAGCAUGAAGAGGAAACCAGCACUUUAGACUGCAGUCUCAAGAUACAACUGACACCUGAGAUAUUUGAGACAGCAUACACAGAUGAAAGAUAGGAGUGUGUUUCAUGUGAUAUUGGAAUAUUCUACCAGGAGGUCCACACCCAAAAGUUAAAGACAGAUCUGAGGUCAGAACUCUCGUCAGGGCUUGAUAGCUGAAUCGACACAAGUGUCUUGUCCCACAGACAUUAUCCUGAGACAUACAAGAACUUACUAAAGCUGAGGACCUUUGGUCUGUGAGAGCAGAUCUGUCAAUGGCUUCACAGACCAUAAACUUCAUCACUUGGAAUGUUAAUGGACUUAAACAAAACAGAGACCAAAAAUUUCAAGAACUACAAAAUGCAGACAUUGUUUUCUUACAGGAGACGCACAUCGGAACAGGAGAUGAACAUAUAAAAGACUAUAAAGAUGAGUGGUAUAUAUUCUAUACAAAGUACACCUCCUCAAGCAAGGGAACAGCCAUACUAGUGAGAAAAAGCCUAGAUUUUGAACACUUAAGUGAUGAAAGAGAUAACUGUGGAACUUAUGUUGUGUUGAAAUGUAAACUGGAAGGUCAGUUGUACACUCUGGUUAGUGUUUAUAACCAUCACACAGACGCAAAAACCCUUGAUAAUCUUUCAAGCUACCUGCAGUCAAUGACCACAGGGCUGCUGGUGAUCGGUGGAGAUUUCAACACAGUUCUCAAUCCAUUUAUUGACAAAAAAUGUAAUACAAGCAGGAAGAUAAAGAAUGGAAAUCAACGUAAACUGCUCUUAUUUGUGAAAAAGUUCAUGAAAUCUCUUCAGCUGGUUGAUGUCUGGAGAAGAAAGAACCCCAUACAGCAGGAUUAUACAUUCUACAUAAAAGACUCUCCUGCGUCCAGACUGGAUUACUUCUUCAUUCCAGAAGAAUGUACGUGGCGUGUCAGAAGUUGUGACAUUAGAAACUCAGAGAGGCCCGACCAUCGGCCUGUGUUUUUAGAGAUCAACAACAUCCCUGCAAUGCCUUUUCAGAAAGAUUGCCAUAUACCAACAAUCUUCCAAUGGCUGAAUCUAAAACAGUAUCUUUUGACAGAUGAGACAGGUUCAUUACUGGGUGAAGAAAGCUCACAGGCACUCAGUGAGGUUGACAUUUUCUCAGCUGUAAAUUCUCUUCAAGUGUCAGACACACCGAGACCAGACAGUUUCCCAGUUUCCUUCUACAAAGACAACAUUCAGCAUCUAAUUCAAUAUAUAAAGAUGCUCUAUGACAGAAUCCACAGCGGUGCAUUUAACUGCUCUGAGAAACACUUUAAUGAAACUGUGAAAAGUCCCCAUGACAAUAGUCAACACUUCUUUAACGUUGAUUACCUCAUCAUUGCAACCAUUCUGGCAAAACGUCUAGGUGAUUACUUGGAGUCUCAGUCAAAGGAUCAUGCACCAAAAGAUUCAGCUACUGUCAUGAUCACUCCCAAAACAUUCUGCACUGAGAUGAGGUUAUCUCAUAUUCAGGAUGAAAUAGAAAAGCAAAAACAGUCAAACCCAAAUCUGUAUCAGGAUUUCCUUAUUGUGAAAAACCUCCUCAGAGAUGCACCAGAAGUAGAUACUGAAUCUGUAGCUGUUUUAAUCAAGAGAGACAAACUGCUGGAUCAGGGCUGCCCUUUGACCCCAGUUCUCAUUAUGCUGGCUCUGAAAUGCGUUGGCUCUGCAUUAGCUGGGCAUUUAAAACAGCAGGAUAUUUUAGUUUUCAAAGACAGCGUGAUACUUUGCACUCAACCCGAGGACCUUGAGAAAGUAUUAGCUGCUGUGAGGGAAAGAGCUAAUGAAGUGUUUUACAUUGAGGAAUUAUACAGAGGAAAUGUUAAUGGUAAACAAUUAAAGUGCUUGGGAAAUGAGUCUAUGCCUGAGGAUUGGAAAAAAAGGGAAGCAGAAACACUCAUGAAUAGCAUUCAAUAUAAAAUGGACAAAGGCAAUACAGAGAGUAGAGUCUGUGAACAGUUUGAUUUUUGGUCUAUGAUAAAUGAGCAUAAAGAAAUUCUGAUGGAGGUUGGUGGAAGAAAGAAAAUGUAUGCAGUUGUUACUCUGCAAGACUCAGAUGAGGUGGCGGUGGCACCAACAAACUGGCUGAGCCUAGACAAGAAACAAUGUUACUGGCCGCCAUUCAAAUCACCAGACAAGUGCAUGGAAGCUGUUCAGAACAGAAUUAAACCUGAAACAGGAGGGAAACCAUGGGAGAAACUAAACAUUAGCUUUCACAGAGAAUAUUUCACUUUUGAGAAGUCAAAAGAGGAGCAACAAGAAAUGAAAGAACGGAAAGAACGGUCAUAUCUAUUAUCCACUGGAUUCCCUGGAAUGCUAAAAAGACAAAGACUUGAAAGCACUCAAGAAAUGUUAAAACAACAACUUCCUCCUGCACCAUCUGCAUCUACAUUCAGAAUGUCAGCUGAUGACAAGGACGAGCUUCUCCAAAUGCUGAGAGACAUCAAGAGCACGGUUCAGGAAAACUCUGCUAUGUUAAAGAAACUACUAAAAGACAAUACAGCUUCUGAAGUCCCAAGCAGUACCAGCAUUGCUCCUAAAGAUGUUAAAACAAACCUAAAACUGCCUCUUAGAACCAUUAAAGAUGUUGCCAGGACUGAAAGACAGCUCAAAAAGAAUGCAACAACAUGGCAAAAAUAUGUAAGAUAUCUGUCAAGACUUGGAGGUUUUGGGCAAAAGGAUGUGAUUAAGAAUAUUAUGCAGCAUCUCCUAACAGAUGAUCUGGCCUCAAAGUUUAACUGGCAGGGGAGAGGAAUUAAAGAGCCCUUCUCUAAGCUUAUCUUAACUGAUGUAAUCAGAGAUGCUGCAUCAAAACAAAGUGUAAUGAGGAUAGACUGUGAUGCUGAAAUAAAAAAUUAUUUGUGGUCCAUAGCUGAUCGAAUCGGUCGGAAUAGACCAAGAGAUUGUGGAGGUCUGACUUCAGAUGUGACUUCUGCCUUGCUGCUGGACAGUAGCUUCCACUCAGUGACUGGAAUGCCUUUUGACUGAGUUUUGAAACAUUUAUUCAUAGGUCAUGUAAGCUUAAUUGCCUACACAUUAGACAUUAAUUUUGUAAAGAACAAUAUGUGUACUAAUCUAGCAUGCUAGUAAUACUUCAGAUAUGGGCUCUUGAGAUAAAAUUAUUAUAAUACUCAAUUUUUAAUCAAUGUAAAUGUAAAUAUAUAAGGUUAGGGUUAGGCAAGGGUUUUUAUAUUGUGGUAAUAUAAGAUGAGAUCCAUCAGCCUUUAGCUGUCUAGAGGAAAAUAAUGAAAAACUGGAGAAUGUGUUUGACUGUGGUAUCACUGCAUGCAUAGACAGGUUUUCAGGUGUAUUAUAGCAGUGGCUUUAUUUCUCUGAUCCAAUAAUGUUCCUUUCCUCAAUAACAAAUAACUAGUUGUGGUGUUUAAUACAAAUAGGCUAUUUCUUUCUUUUCAGUGUUACUUAAAUGAGAUGUAAUGAUUUCAUGCAAAAUAAACCACAGCCGCACAUAACAUUUA
Molecule: messenger RNA, 3634 nt
Organism: Cyprinus carpio (common carp)
Lineage: Eukaryota; Metazoa; Chordata; Actinopteri; Cypriniformes; Cyprinidae
Molecular function (GO): catalytic activity
Source: RefSeq, a predicted model, not a curated record